UCCAUUUCAUUUCUCCCGUUUUCCGAUCUUCACUCCGGAUCGAAAAACCCUAACCCUCCGUGUCUGAAAGUCGCCAGAAGAAGAUAAUGGCGAUUCGAAUGCUCCUCUUUCUCUCGAUCUCAGCUCUUCUCCUCUCUCAUGGUUUUUCCUCUUCAACUCCUUCGAAGAAAUCCGAUGAUCUCGACGAAGAUCUCAGCUUCCUUGAAGAAGCCGACGCUGAGGAAUCGUCGGCCGGCAGCAAGCAUUCCAGUCACGACUCUGAUCACUUCUCCGACGAGGACUUUGACAACUUAGAUGACUUCGAAGGACAGGAAUUCGACCACGGCGGCGACGAUGGCUACGAGCCGCCUGCGCCGAUUGACGAGAAGGAUGUCGUCGUGCUCACCGAAGGGAAUUUCAGCGAUUUCUUGGAGAAGAACCGGUACGUGAUGGUGGAAUUCUAUGCACCGUGGUGUGGGCACUGCCAGGCACUGGCGCCAGAGUAUGCGGCAGCAGCGACGGAGCUGAAGGGAGAGGCAGUGCUGGCGAAGGUUGAUGCCACUGAGGAGAAUGAUCUGGCACAGAAGUAUGAGGUGCAGGGGUUCCCGACAGUGCUGUUCUUCAUCGAUGGAGUUCAUAAGCCAUAUUCGGGGCAAAGGAACAAGGAUGCUAUUGUUACUUGGAUUAAGAAGAAAACUGGACCCGGUAUUCACAAUGUAACCACAGCUGAGGAUGCUGAAAAGAUAUUAACUGCUGAGAGUAAAUUGGUUCUGGGCUUCCUUGACUCAUUGGUGGGUCCUGAGAGUCAAGAGCUUGCUGCUGCAUCAAGACUUGAAGAUGACGUCAGCUUCUACCAAACUUCCAGUCCUGAUGUGGCAAAGCUUUUCCACAUUGAUCCUAAGGCUAAACGUCCAGCUUUGGUCAUGCUGAAGAAGGAGGCAGAGAAAAUAAGCCUCUUUGAUGGUCAGUUCACAAAAUCCGCAAUAACUGACUUUGUGUUUGCCAAUAAACUACCUUUGGUGACCACGUUUACCAGGGAAAGUGCUCCCCUGAUUUUUGAAAAUCCAGUUAAGAAACAGCUUUUGCUUUUUGUCACCAAAAAUGGUUCGGAGAAGGUUCUCCCAAUCUUCCAAGAGGCAGCAAAACUUUUCAAGGGAAAGCUCAUCUUUGUAUAUGUGGAAAUGGACAAUGAGGAUGUUGGGAAACCAGUUUCAGAUUACUUUGGUGUGACUGGAGAUGGUCCGAAGGUUCUGGCAUACACAGGAAACGAUGACUCCAAGAAGUUUAUUCUCAAUGGCGAAGUGACUUUAGACAAUGUUAAGGCAUUUGGAGGGGAUUUCUUAGAAGACAAGCUGAAGCCUUUCUUCAAGUCAGACCCAAUACCCGAGAAUAAUGAUGGGGAUGUGAAGAUAGUUGUUGGAGAUAAUUUCGAUGAGAUAGUAUUGGAUGAGUCAAAAGAUGUUCUUCUUGAGAUCUAUGCACCAUGGUGUGGGCAUUGCCAAGCGUUGGAGCCAACUUACAACAAGCUUGCCAAGCAUUUGCGGGGCAUUGAGUCUCUUGUCAUUGCCAAGAUGGAUGGAACCACCAAUGAACACCCAAGGGCCAAGUCCGAUGGGUUUCCGACGCUUCUUUUCUUCCCCGCAGGAAAUAAGAACUUUGAUCCGAUUACUGUUGAUACAGAUCGAACAGUGGUGGCAUUCUACAAAUUCAUCAAGAAGCAUGCAUCGAUCCCUUUCAAGCUCCAGAGACCAGUCUCAGCUGCAAAGACAGAGGACAAGAGCCAGAAGAGCAGUAGCAAUGACGACAUGAAGGAUGAGUUGUGAGGGUUUUUUUCCUAAGGUAAUGUAAGAUGUAUCUGUCUUUUAUUUAUCAAAUAGGAAGAGUUGUUUUUGGCAUAUAGACAAGAAUCAAAGGGAAUGGAAAUAGAGAGGGGUCUGAAAGUGGAGGUGGUGGUAUUUACAAUUUCA
This is a messenger RNA of Magnolia sinica, 1946 nucleotides long. Its product is annotated as protein disulfide isomerase-like 1-4. The record is from RefSeq and is a predicted model, not a curated record. The transcript has 12 exons. Gene Ontology annotation, biological process: protein folding; response to endoplasmic reticulum stress. Gene Ontology annotation, cellular component: endoplasmic reticulum. Lineage: Eukaryota; Viridiplantae; Streptophyta; Magnoliopsida; Magnoliales; Magnoliaceae. The coding region runs from base 87 to 1802 and encodes 571 amino acids. Gene Ontology annotation, molecular function: protein disulfide isomerase activity.